AUGUGGAAAAAACUCGGCGAGUCUUUGUCCGGAGAUAAUGAAGAACAAGAGGAGAGCUUGUUGGGUGGGGAAUCAAGUAGCCUCUCUACAACACAGAGACUUUAUGCAUUUGCUGCUUGCUCGAUUGCUGGUCUCGUUUUAAUGUUACUGUCUAUGAUUGUUUUUGCCAAACCCAUCAAAUUUGCCAUAUUGUUCACCUUUGGCAACCUAUUAGCAGUUGGAAGUACAGCCUUUCUUCUUGGACCGGCACAACAAAUGGAAAUGAUGUUUGACCCUGUUCGUGUUUUUGCAACUUCCAUCUACCUUGGAUGUGUGGUUAUAGCACUUAUUUGUGCUCUCUUGAUCCAUAGCAAGGUGUUGACAUUACUUGCAAUCAUCAUUGAGAUUGGCGCAUUUAUUUGGUAUAGCCUAAGUUAUAUCCCUUUUGCUCGAAGAAUGGUUUCCAAUUUGAUGAUCAAAUUAUGUGAUACAGAGCUCUAA
Messenger RNA from Lathyrus sativus (Indian pea), 480 nucleotides. The record is from the annotation of a GenBank genome assembly. Lineage: Eukaryota; Viridiplantae; Streptophyta; Magnoliopsida; Fabales; Fabaceae.